This is a messenger RNA of Mucor mucedo, 587 nucleotides long. RefSeq lists its product as uncharacterized. Lineage: Eukaryota; Fungi; Mucoromycota; Mucoromycetes; Mucorales; Mucoraceae. The record is from RefSeq and is a predicted model, not a curated record. Gene Ontology annotation, cellular component: nucleus; nucleosome. Bases 54 to 518 code for a protein of 154 amino acids. Gene Ontology annotation, molecular function: nucleosomal DNA binding; structural constituent of chromatin; double-stranded DNA binding. Gene Ontology annotation, biological process: negative regulation of DNA recombination; chromosome condensation; nucleosome assembly. The transcript has 4 exons.
CUUUCCUUUUCUCUCUCUCUCUUGUUUAAAAAAAUAAACUAUCUAAAUAAUAAAUGGCUGAAAAAAAAGUAACUCCCAAGAAGAAUCAUGCUACUUAUCAACAAAUGAUAAGCGGUGCCAUAUCUUCAUUAAAGGAACGUAAUGGUAGCUCUCGUCCAGCCAUCAAAAAGUACAUUCUUGCAAACUAUGGAUUGACUGGGGGUACCCACUUUGAUGCGCAAAUCUCUGCAGCCAUACGACGCGGCGUAGAAAAAGGCGUAUUUGCCAUUCCCAAAGGCAUUUCUGGUACAAUCAAGUUGGUCAAACCAGAAAAAAAGACCUCCACUGCAUCUACAAAGAAAACUACUACUGUCAAGAAAGUAACAGAUGAGAAGAGCCUUAAAAAAGUAACUCCAGUCAAGAAAGCUGCUCCAGUCAAGAAGGCCAUAAAACGCGUUGCAGCUGAGAACGUCGAACCCGUCAAGAAAGCAAGAAAAGCUCCUACUGUAAGAGUCAAUAAGCCAAAUGUUGCCGCUUGAAUAUACUCUUCCCCCCUCUUUCAUAAUCAAUUUUCAUUAAUAAAUAUGUCGUCGCUUUUUAACACACCA